GCUUUGCGAAGCUCUAAAGCGGGUGCGCGCAUGCGUGGCGCAGUGGCGGGCUGAGAGCGGCGCCGAGCGGGUUCGUGUGCCCGAGCCGGGGCUGCGCCGGGCCUGGCGGGGUCUUCCUUCCCCCGUGCCCCCCCUACCCCUCUGGGGCCUCUGCUCCGCCAGCUGCCGCUGACUGGGUUCGUGUAUGUGUGACCGCUUCUCCAGCCCUAUGAGGGCAGCUUCACUGGGAACCGCUCCUGGAUGUGGAAGCUGCAAGGAUGGAUCAGCCUCGCCAUUCACUGCAGAUCCCACUAGACUGCAGAGUGAACGUGCUGCAUUCUACCUGUCCUUUGCCACCCAGGUAAUCCCAGAAGAUCUUCCUUUGCCAAACCCAGGGGCUGAUGCAUCCCCUUCCCUGCUCCGGUGCCGGACUCCUGCAUUCCAGGAUCCUUUUACCACUGAUGGGAAUGAGGGUUUCUCCUCCCCAUUCCCUCUCGGCCUUGCUUGGUGCAGGUGUGUAUCUCCAGUGGAGAGAGCCAGUAACAGGUUGGUUUAGGCGACUCCUGCAGAAACCCAAGCCCAGCUCAGUGGAGAGCCUCAAGUCCAGCCACUCUGCUUCAUCCUCGCCUUCCUCCUCUUCAUCCUCUGCCAAGAGCUCCAGCUCUUCUCCUGGCACGAGCUUGGCCACCAGCUCCAUCUCCCUGUCGCCUGUGUCAGCACUGGACAUCAGCGCCUCAGACAGUCCCCGGUGGGACAAGAGCUACGAUGUGUGCAUCUGCCACAGCGAGCAGGACAUGGAGCUGGUGGAGGAGCUGGUGUCCUACCUGGAGGGCCAACCCGAGAGCUUCCGCUGCUUCCUGCAGCUGCGGGAUGCGGUGGCGGGAAGCGCAGUGGUGACAGAGCUGUGUGAUGCCGUGCAGAACAGCCACUGCUGGGUCAUGCUCAUCACCCCCGGCUUCCUGCAGGACCCCUGGUGCAGGUACCAGAUGCACCAGGCCUUGGCUGAGGCUCCCAUGGCCAAUGGACGCACCAUCCCAGUGCUGAAGGACGUGGAUCGCAAGGAUUACCCCAGGGAGCUGCGGAACAUCUACUACAUCUACAUGGCGCUGAAGGAGAAAAGCUUCAGGCAGAUCAGAGACACUGUCAUGCGCUACCUCCAGGAACUGUGCCGGAGUUCCACAAAAAGGAUGGAGUAGUGCUGGGAGCAGGCAGAUGCAUCCCCAUGGGCAUCACAGAGCUGUUGCCAUUGGAUCUGGAUGUUGGCAUGUUCCAUUGGACCUUGAGGUCAAACCUGAGCUGCUCAGACCAGACCUGGGAGCCAAGGUUGGGGAAUUCCCCACAUCCAUGAGGGACAGCAGACUGGAGCCCACCAUGUCCUGGUGGCCAAAAUCUCCUCAGCGGGGACAGCGACGUCUUUCACACAAACACUAAGCUCUGACAACAGGUGGUUCUCCGGGUCACGAGAGCUCUUUACUGCCCUGGCAUUCUCUGCCCUGAGAGCUCGAGGACCCCUACUAAGCUGACAAGGCGCCUGCUGGGCUGUGGGCAGGACAAGUUGAGGCAGGCAGUGACUUUGCACGGAAUCGUUGCGACUACGAAAAUGCAGAAGUUAUAAAAUUUU
This is a messenger RNA of Prinia subflava (tawny-flanked prinia), 1600 nucleotides long. RefSeq names its product TIR domain containing adaptor protein (gene TIRAP). Gene Ontology annotation, biological process: positive regulation of chemokine (C-X-C motif) ligand 2 production; regulation of stress-activated MAPK cascade; toll-like receptor 4 signaling pathway. Gene Ontology annotation, molecular function: Toll-like receptor 2 binding; Toll-like receptor 4 binding. The record is from RefSeq and is a predicted model, not a curated record. The transcript has 5 exons. Gene Ontology annotation, cellular component: cytoplasm; plasma membrane. Lineage: Eukaryota; Metazoa; Chordata; Aves; Passeriformes; Cisticolidae. Bases 381 to 1175 code for a protein of 264 amino acids.